Molecule: messenger RNA, 930 nt
Organism: Prunus armeniaca (apricot)
Lineage: Eukaryota; Viridiplantae; Streptophyta; Magnoliopsida; Rosales; Rosaceae
Source: the annotation of a GenBank genome assembly
AUGGCUGGAUCUGGAAGUUCUGAGGUACGAACUCCGAUCUUUUCCGGUGAGAACUACGAGUUCUGGAGGAUCAAGAUGGUGACAAUCUUCAAAUCUCUUGGGCUGUGGGGUCUGGUAGAAAAGGGGAUUCCAGUCUCUGAUUCGAAGAUGAAGACCAAGAAAGUUGAAGAAUCAUCGGAGGAAGAAGCUGAAGCAGAGAUGUGUGCUGUGCUCAUGAAGGAUGCAAAGGCACUGGGCAUCAUACAAAACGCUGUCUCUGACCAGAUCUUCCCUUGGAUUGCAAAUGCCGAUUCAGCAAAAAUGGCUUGGACUCUGCUCUACAUUGAAUAUCAUGGAGGUGAUCAGGUUAGAUCUGUAAAACUUCAGAAUCUUAGACGAGAAUUUGAGUAUAUGAGGAUGCGUGAAGGUGAACAACUUACUGCAUAUCUUACUCGAUUAAAUGAAUUGAUAAAUCAAAUGAAAACAUUUGGAGAGGUGUUAUCAAAUGAGAGGCUGGUUCAAAAGGUGUUAAUCAGUCUUAGUAGAGUUUAUGAUCCCAUCUGUUUGGUGAUUGAAAAUACAAAGAGUUUGGAGACCAUUGAAUUGCAGGAGGGGCAGAACAAGAAUAAUGCUCAGUCUGGUUCUGCCAAGUCUCAGAAGAGUUGGAAGCCUAACAACAAACCAUGGGAGUUUAGACAGAAGCCACAGCAAACUGGCGCUGGACAGACUUCAAAUGGAUCACAUUCUGUGCAGCAAGAUGGGGUGAAGCCUCAAUGCAAAGUCUGCUCUAAAUUUCACUAUGGAGAAUGCAGAUAUAAGGGUCAAUCCAAGUGCUAUAAGUGUGAUAGAUUUGGACAUUGGGCCAGAGACUGCACUGCAAACAAAGGAGGACAAAAAGCAAAUAAUGCAAGCCAAGUAGAAAAAAGGGUGAAAAUGGAGAAUGAUAUGUAG